Messenger RNA from Colletotrichum godetiae, 640 nucleotides. RefSeq lists its product as uncharacterized. The record is from RefSeq and is a predicted model, not a curated record. The transcript is spliced from 2 exons. The coding region runs from base 193 to 543 and encodes 116 amino acids. Lineage: Eukaryota; Fungi; Ascomycota; Sordariomycetes; Glomerellales; Glomerellaceae.
CCUUUUGGUUACGCGGACGACGGAUGAUGAUGGCGAUGUUGUCUUGUUGGUGGUGUCUGCGUCUUCUGAGCCGGGGGUGGAGGCUGAUGAGCCGCUGAGAGAGUCGUAUCCUUCACAAAACCCUUGCCAUUUCACGCAUCGCUGGCAUGAGGGCGUCACUUCAUCGCAUUUUAGGUGUCGGCCUUACAAGUAAUGCAUCCCGUUCGAACCUUAUUGGCACUCGCCCGAGUAGCCCGUGGUCUUUUCUGUAAAGCAAACGUGAGAAUUCGCGGCCUGUCAUUGUUGCCACCAUUCCUACUACAAAUCACAUUGUCAGCGCGCCGCCGUCCUGUUAUUCCCUUUCUCUCCGUUUGCCACCAACCAGAUCUGUGUGUUCGCUGCCAUGCAUGUCGGGAUGGGGGUGGGAUCAUACUUGGGGUCCGUUGCGUGUCCCGCUGGUUCGGUCCAUGCCACACCAGGUGUACGGGGCAUCAAGAAGUUGAUUUGGCUGCCGCCGUAGGUGCAAGCAGAAGAAGUCAUUGCUCGUCUUCGUUCCUAUCUUAGAGAAUAGAGAAGAGGAGAUUUGAAAAUCUUGGAAAUUUGCUUUCAGCAGGGCGAAUCUCCCGUCUUUAAGAGUGAAAAGCAUACUAUCAACAAGAGC